Molecule: messenger RNA, 1149 nt
Organism: Mugil cephalus (flathead mullet)
Lineage: Eukaryota; Metazoa; Chordata; Actinopteri; Mugiliformes; Mugilidae
Exons: 2
Coding region: 118-1134 (338 amino acids)
Molecular function (GO): RNA-DNA hybrid ribonuclease activity; nucleic acid binding
Source: RefSeq, a predicted model, not a curated record
UAUGCAUGUGCAGUUCUUUGUCAGCCAACAGGUACAGGGACCAGUCCUCAACCUAUUUCAUAUUAUUCUACUGCUUACUCAGAUGUUGAACUUGGACUACCACUGUGUUAUAGAGCAAUGGUGGGAGUCUAUUUAAUGUAUGACAAAGCAUCUUCGGUCACGAGGGGAUAUCCAGUGACAAUUCUUACUCAUCAUAGUCUCAGAAAUCUUUUGAACUAUGGCAGGUAUACGUUGACCAUGCCUAGACUUAGAGACUAUAAUAGGCUUUUAGAACAGGAGGAUGUCACAUUAGUCAGAAAUGUUACGAUAAAUCCAGCUGAGAAUUUGCCAACUCCAGAAGAUGGUGAACCACAUGAUUGUGUUCAAGAAGCAGAGAAAUACUCAAGAUUAAGGUCAGAUUUGAAAGCUCUCCCACUGCGUGAGGCAGAUGUAGAGUAUUGGACAGAUGGGUCCUGUUAUCGUGUGGGAGAUAAUUUGAGUGCUGGUUAUGCGGUGGUAAAAGCCCAGGGAACAGGAUUUGUUGUUGAGAAAGCGGAAGUGGUACCGCAGCCUGCAUCAGCGCAGCUUGCUGAAUUGGUGGGGUUAACUGAAGCAUGUCUUUUAGCGGAAGGCAAGCGUGUGACGGUCUAUACAGAUUCUGCAUAUGCUCAUAAUGUGUGUCAUUUGUUUGGAUCGGUAUGGAAAAAUCGAGGGUUUAAGAAAACAGAUGGUUCCCCAAUACAGCAUCACACUCAGAUAAUGGAACAUCUCCAUGCUAUGAUGAAACCUAAAGAAAUAGCAAUAGCUAAAUGUGCAGCACAUAAGAAGGAUGUGUCAAGAGUCACUCAGGGUAAUAAAGCGGCUGAUGAGGCUGCAAAAGCAGUGACAGGAGCUGAGAAGUUGGGUAAAGUUUUCUUGGUCACACAUGAAGUAGAUUUGGAGGAUAAGAUUACAGUGAAAGAUGUGGUCUUAAUGCAGGAAGCUGUCUCUGAGGUGGAUAAACAGUUGUGGGUGGAUCGAGGGGCAACACAGGAUUCUACUGGUCUUUGGAGAAAUCAUGAGGGACUGAUAGUAGCACCUCCAGACCUGUUGGGAUUGAUGAUUCAGGAAGCACAUGGCUUAGCCCAUGUUGCAAGGGGGGAAGUUAGGAGGUAAGAGGUACAUGUUGGU